Guillardia theta CCMP2712 is the source of this 873-nucleotide messenger RNA. RefSeq lists its product as hypothetical. The record is from RefSeq and is a predicted model, not a curated record. NCBI's taxonomy places the organism in Eukaryota, Cryptophyceae, Pyrenomonadales, Geminigeraceae. The transcript is spliced from 9 exons. Bases 1 to 873 code for a protein of 290 amino acids.
AUGUCCAAGAUUUCUCUCUCCUUCAAGCGUAUCCUAAUACAGUCUGCAGUAGUGCCAGCGACAGUGAUGAAGCUGAGCUGCGAAAGGAUGCCGAGUUUCCUGGGCAUGUCGCGAGCUGGAGAUGCUGAUGAAUUGAACCCUGAAGCGCUUGCUGAGAUCACCCGCACGGUACAGCAGGAGAUGGCCGAGCAGCUGAAGAUGAUCACACAAGAGAUGAAUCGCUUGAAAGCAGAGCUGUACUCUGAGAAUGGAGGCCUAGCUGAAAUCCAACGCAGCCUGGAGUCCUUCAAGUCCACCAAGAUGCUCGACAACACGUCCAAGGACGCCGAGGCCCGGCGCGGGCAGAGGGCGCAAGUGGGGCGAGAGCAAGCUCGAGCCGAGUCCAAGCCAGCCCCCGACAAGAGUGACCUGGAGCAAGCCAUGGCGAUGCUGCAGGAACGACUCAAGAGCCCCAAGGCUGUUCGCUGGGGAGGAGCGACUGAGCGGGAGAUACCAGACAACAUGCGGGACGUGCAGGAGCAGAGGAUGGGAGACGUCGGACGUUCAGCAGCUGAGAGUAGCGCCUUCGAUGACAUCCUGCGUGAGGCGUUGAGGUCGCGAAACAAGGACGCGGAGACUGCGAGAAGAGUGAGGGAGGGGCCGAGCUCUGAUGCUCACCAGAGAUUGCGGGAUGAGGAGCGGAGAAGAGAUGCGCGCGCAGGAGGGACGGCAGCAAGCAACAGCAACGACGAUGGUUUCAACUGGAAGGUUGCGCUGGUUAUCGGUAUUCUGCUGCUCUUAGGACCAUUCAGGAACGUCCUGACCGAGUUGUAUGAGAUCUUUUUCCCGGAGGACGAGGAUUUCAACGAAGACUUUCUCAUCCAAGUAGAUUGA